Molecule: messenger RNA, 1257 nt
Organism: Cryptococcus amylolentus CBS 6039
Lineage: Eukaryota; Fungi; Basidiomycota; Tremellomycetes; Tremellales; Cryptococcaceae
Exons: 3
Coding region: 1-1257 (418 amino acids)
Biological process (GO): ribosomal large subunit biogenesis
Cellular component (GO): preribosome, large subunit precursor
Molecular function (GO): zinc ion binding; nucleic acid binding
Source: RefSeq, a predicted model, not a curated record
AUGUUCACCUGUAUCUCCUGCAGAGUCGCAUUCGAGACUGCCGAUGAGCAGCGUGGCCACUUCUUGACCGACUGGCAUCGGUACAACAUGAAGAGGAGAGUCGCAAGCUUGCCUCCAGUCCCCGCCUCGGCCUUCAACGAAAAGGUCAUCGAGAGGAGAGAGCAGAAUGCCGUCAGGACGGACCCCAGGAGCAUGGCUUGUGCCGCUUGCAGAAAGACAUUCUCUUCCGAGAACGCCUACCGAACCCACGUCCAGUCGAGAAAGCACCGAGAUAUGGAAGCUAGCUAUGCUCGAUCCGGCGAGCAGCCCGAGCCUGUUGCUUCUACCUCUCAAGCCCAGGACGAAGAGUCGGACAGCGAGGAAGAGAAGGAAGAGACCGGUAUGGAAGUUGAUGGCGAGGAAGGCGAGGAAGAGGAAGAAGUCGAUUUCGAGACUCGUAUGGCCAACAUUCGACGCCGUAUAAAGCCCACCGACUGUCUCUUCUGUACCCGACAUCUCGAAUCCCUCGAGGAGAACGUCUCCCACAUGGCUAGCGCCCACUCCUUCUUCAUCCCCGACCAAGAUAUUCUUGUCGACCUCUCUGGUUUGCUUGGGUACUUGAGUGAAAAGAUUGCUGGUGCCAACAUGUGUCUCUACUGCCCCAACGGCGGAAAAGAGUUCGGCAGCAUGGAGGCUGUGAGGAGACACAUGAUCGACAAGAACCACUGCAAGUUGGCGUACGAGACGGUGGAGGACCGUACAGAGUUGGCAGACUUUUACGCGUAUGAGAGUGGGAGUGAAGAUGAGCAAUGGGAGGAUGAGGAUGGAGACGAUGAAGAGCUCGGCUCCGACGAGGAGAUUAUUGACGUUGGCGAGAAGCCGGUCAAGGGCAAGAAGCGCUCUGUCGCCCUUGCCUCUGACGGUCUUUCCCUCGUCCUCCCCUCUGGCCGUACUCUCGGCCACCGAUCCCUCAAGGUCUACUACGACCAACGCUACCGACCCGCCACCGAGUCUGGCGUCGAUCCCUCCUCUCUCAAAGUGGCUCAGGUCCGCAAGCGCCUUGCCGACCCCACUCUUGCGUUGGUGCCGACCGCUGGUGGUCACGGGGCAUUCGGCAAGGGCCAGCAGUUGAUGAAGGCGAGGAACGCCGGUGAGGCCAAGUGGGCCAAGAAGCAGGGCAGGAGUUUUGCGGACCAAAAGUUCAGGGAGCUGCACAAGACCAGGGUUGGGUACAUUCACAAUAGUCAAGCCCAUUUCCGAGACCCUCUUUUGCAAUAA